Molecule: messenger RNA, 1062 nt
Organism: Lachnellula hyalina
Lineage: Eukaryota; Fungi; Ascomycota; Leotiomycetes; Helotiales; Lachnaceae
Gene: pyrD
Product: putative dihydroorotate dehydrogenase A (fumarate)
Exons: 4
Coding region: 1-1062 (353 amino acids)
Biological process (GO): pyrimidine nucleotide biosynthetic process; 'de novo' pyrimidine nucleobase biosynthetic process
Cellular component (GO): cytoplasm
Molecular function (GO): dihydroorotate dehydrogenase activity
Source: RefSeq, a predicted model, not a curated record
AUGUCUUUAUCGUCUCUCCCACCCUUCCAAAUCCACCCCCCUCUCCUCAACUCUUCCAACCCCUGGGCAACUACAGAAGCAGACCUCGCAGCUCUGUAUUCCUGCCCUUAUACAGGCGCCGUCACAAUCCGCACCUCUCUCUGGUCUAGCUUCGCCCAGCACUCGUCGACACAUCAAUACACUUUUUUCUCUAGCACUCGUGGCCAUGCGACAGCGGCUGUCGAUACUAGCGGUGCUGAAGGACGGGGUGAAGUAAGGGCCUUGGAGGGGAAUAGCCUUAAUACGCUUGGUUAUAGUCCGAUCCCUUUUGAAUCUUAUAUGGAAAUGUUGGUCCGUAUGAACGAUGCUGGGAUUCUUAUUAAUCCAGUUCCGAAGCCGUUUAUUGUUUCCGUGACCGGUACAACCGAGGAAGUUGGUCGUUGCUAUACAUUCAUGGCAAAGACAUUACAUGAGCGAAAGGCACCGGGAUUGCAACUCAUGAUGGAGAUUAAUCUUUCCUGCCCGAAUAUUCCUGAUAAGCCUCCCCCAGCUUAUGACUCGAGAUCUUUAGCUGAAUAUAUACUCGCUAUCGGAAAAGCAAAAUCACUAGCUCAAUCCACAAAUCACCCAUCCCUACACGUCGGGAUAAAAACACCACCAUACACCUACCCCGACCAAUUCCACGCGCUGAUCGAGGCGCUAGAAGCUUCAGAAACCCUUGAGAGCUCGAGGUGUCCCAUUUCAUUCAUCACUGCUACGAAUACACUAGGUUCAUGUCUGGUGCUCCGCGCAGACGGCAAGCCGGCGCUAGGCUCAGCCAAUGGAGAGGGAAUCGGUGGCAUGGCCGGAGAGGCUCUUCAUCCGCUGGCGCUGGGUAAUGUGAAGACGAUUCGGGGUAUGCUAGAUGCUUCCCGGCAUGGAAGAAUACGGGAAAUUGCUAUCAUUGGAAUAGGCGGAGUGAGUGACGCUGCGGGGUUUGCUAGGAUGAGAAGCGUAGGAGCUGCAGCCGUAGGCGUGGGGACUGCGUUUGGCCGAGAGGGGAUUGAGGUUUUUAAAAAGAUAACGGAAGGUGUGCAACUCUGA